GUGGACAAUGUUGGACAGAAUAUGCAGCGGACUGCCUAAAGUGCUGCGAUGCGAACACGGAUAGUAUCGCCAGACAAACCCCAAACUUUGCACACAAAAGACACCCACCACGCUGGAAACCUGUAAUCAAGGACUCACUAAGUUGGUUAAAAUAAUUAUCAUUGUUCUGCCACUCUAAUUAUCCAAUUUGUUCGGCCGCCACGCAAAACCACAAAAGGUGAUUACAAUGUCUGUUUCCAGCAUUCACCCGUACCCUUGUUCAGUGGACACUCAACGACUGCAAACAGAAUCGCAGAGUCGAACGCCACAAAAUCCUGUCGACUCGCUGUUGUGCAGCGAGUCUCCAACGGCCUCGUAUACGGAUUACACCAAUGAAGCUUACGAAUCAAACGCUGCCGUCGUGUUCGAUCUUCACGACCACACCGCAGUGCAGCCGCCUUUUAGUUGGCCCACGGUGGAAACGACGGGACCAAACCCACCCACUAAAGCGAACUCGAUCUACGCCGAGAAGGACUGUGCCAACUCUUGGUGGAAUUCUGUGUUGCAGAAUGCUGAUACUCAGUCCAGUCAUCCAGGAGAAGAGAAGCGCCGGUGUUUUGCAGCAUCUCCAAUGCAGGUGAACCCCACAAGGACCGGGCCUUGUGUGGACGAACAGUAUGUCAUGGACUCAAAAAUGGCAGUUCAACCAAAUUCAGGCAGUAUUUCGAACGCAGAACCAGUCUAUACAAAAUUCCAGUCGCCUCAGAUCCCAUAUACUUCGGCGACUAAUUACAUAUGCGACUUUCCACUUCGUCAGCAUACAGUAUCUUCAGGUUUACAUCCCCCAUCAUGGGCCAAUGCGUACAGCCAUUUAAGACCGAUGGAAGAUCACCCACGCCAAGUGGAUUCAAAGGAGGCACCAUGUUUCCCUGAGACGUUGUGGAACCGGAUCCAGUCCCCUCUCGGGAUGGCGCCUUGUGACAUGGGCUAUUCUUCACACAUCGCUAACUGGUGGACAGCUGCGGCCAUGGGAGGAUACCCGGAUAGUCCACUUAAAGAUAUGGCUGAUAAUUUGUUUGAAUUGCCAAGCACGAGAACUGACUCGAGCGAUAUAGUUUUUGCGCUGAAUGAUGCACAACGGCCCAGUUUACCAAGAAUCGACCCAUGGUCUACCGAAAGCACGGACGCAAAUUGUAAACAUUCACCUUACAUCACAAACGGGCCAGAAAUGCCCAAAGGCCCAUUGCUCGGUAGAAUCAAGACACUGGGGUCUGGAGGCGCACGCGGUACCAGCGCUUUGACUUCGUUGGCCAACUCCAAGGGAAACAAGAAGCUGCGUAAACCGCGAACUAUUUAUUCCAGCAUGCAACUACAGCAACUAGCAAAGCGAUUUCAUCUGACGCAAUAUCUCAGCUUACCAGAACGAGCGGAGCUUGCUGCUUCGCUGGGACUAACGCAGACGCAGGUAAAAAUUUGGUUCCAGAAUCGGAGGUCGAAGUUCAAAAAGUUGAUAAAUCAAGGGCACGAUGUGGUCACAUUGGCGAACGCCAUGGCAUGCAAGCCUCAAACCGAUGCGCUUGGAAAGCACAUUGAGGAGCUUUUUGAACAACGACUCAGCAACCCAAUCCGAGAUGUUGCUCAAAACGGGAAGAAUGAGUCUCCAUCCGGAAUUGAAAAUAGCAGUAGAGAUAGCUCAAUGUCAUCAAGGAACACUGUCUCAAGUCUCAGCGCAACUUAUCCCAAUAUCAACUGUCUUGAUGUUAGCAUUGAGAAAGAACAAGUCGCCGGGCCCAUAGACGCAAGCCUGUUUGAGGCAGGUGUCUUGUCGUACACUCCCAAAGCUGCUUCCUGUGGCGUUUGGCCGUACGAGCGUAUCAGUGGAUUCAUCAGCCAGGAGACAUGCACACCGGAAAUUUACGCUUCUACUCAAAACAGUAGCGAUUCAUCCCAACUUUCCACCUCUUUUAUAUCAAACACUAACCAAAUAGCAACGGCACUUCAGAACCCUGUCAAUUACACCAAACCUCCGGCCAGCCCGGGAGCAGGCGCUUUUCUGGAUCCGAUGAAUUACGCCACUAGCAGAGAAUCAUGGAUUAUGCCAUGUGCGAGUAUUGAAGGAGAAAUUAGCGGAUUGAAACCAGACACGCAACAUACACUCCGUUUUCCCUUUCCCUUGAAACUGGAUUACAAUUGCGACAACAUUCAACGGCCCGGCGCCUGUCACAAGAACGAAUUCACUUCACAAAGCUCCACACUUAUUGCUCCCGAAUAUGACAGUCCAAACAAUCGGCACUCUGCGAUCCAAAUAUAUCAAACUAAAACCAAAGGAUGUCAUAACGAAGUCCGUGGAAGCAGUGAGUCAUUCUUCCCAUUUGACCCAGUCGAUUUUGUCUCCUGCGACUCGUCGGUCAGAUUUCAACAACCUUCUCACACGACCCGCUUGCCCACCAUUCGGUGCUAUGGUAAAAGCUGCUGUACAGACCCCGAAGAAGAAAUACAGUCAUGUUUAACAGCUCAGACCUGCGAACUUGCUGAUUCGUGGUCUGUAAAUGUUACCCUACCGUCAGUCAACUGCGGUUCGAUAGUCUGGCCUACUGCAGAUCCAAUUUACAUGAUGCACCAAGGUGGUGUAUCUGGCAGCAUCGAGAAUCUUGAGGAGAGGGAACCAUUCUCAGAAACAUCUACGUAAACACUUUCCGCACGCAAACAAACUGUGAUACUUCAUGGAAAUGUGAUUUCUAUGCAUACUUAUUCAACACUACGGUCGUUUGUGCCUAUUUAGUAAAGGAAAAACUCUCUUCUAAAAUAAUUGGCUUUAUUUCGCAACAC
This is a messenger RNA of Dicrocoelium dendriticum, 2808 nucleotides long. The record is from the annotation of a GenBank genome assembly. NCBI's taxonomy places the organism in Eukaryota, Metazoa, Platyhelminthes, Trematoda, Plagiorchiida, Dicrocoeliidae.